This is a messenger RNA of Malassezia globosa CBS 7966, 1050 nucleotides long. RefSeq lists its product as uncharacterized. The record is from RefSeq and is a predicted model, not a curated record. NCBI's taxonomy places the organism in Eukaryota, Fungi, Basidiomycota, Malasseziomycetes, Malasseziales, Malasseziaceae. Gene Ontology annotation, cellular component: membrane; mitochondrion. The transcript has a single exon. Gene Ontology annotation, biological process: mitochondrial respiratory chain complex IV assembly. The coding region runs from base 1 to 1050 and encodes 349 amino acids.
AUGCGGCUGAUCUCUACCGUGCCGCCACGGACAUUCUCCAAGACAUUCAUGUUGCCACAGAAAGAGCAUCAUCUUCCUGUGGCUGUUCCUGAGCAGGAUCUGCCGGAGCAACCUCUCAUAUAUAACCGUCCACAACGGCGAAAACCCAAGCCAUGGUAUACAUCGCCGAUCUUGUACGUGCUUGCAUUCCUUCAAUGCUUCGCAAUGUAUCUUGGGUUUUGGCAAUUGCGCCGACUCAAGUGGAAGGUGUCAUUGAUCGACGAGUUGGAAGAUAAGCUGCGUCGCGAUCCGCUCCCGCUCCCACGCAACAUCAAUAUGGAUGUGCUGAGUGAAUUUGAGUACCGCCUAUUUCAAGUGCAUGGACACUUUGACAUGUCGCGUGUGUUGUUCGUUGGACCACGUACACGAGAGGAUGAACGUGGUUACAAUGUUAUCAUGCCAUUCAAGCGGUCUUCAGGUGGACCUGACAUUCUGGUAAACCGUGGUUUCGUAACGAAUGAUCAGAUUGUCGGCACAGGCAUGAACAAGCGUUUGCGACACCCACCCAAAGAUGACGGCAAAGAUCGUGCGAUUGUGGUACUUCUGCCACGUGUAUACCCACCUAGCCGACUUGCAUUGCCAAAUGAACCACACAAUAACCUUUGGCUGCAGAUCCAUCCAAGCCAGAUGGCACACUGGCUGAACGAACAGGCAGGUAUCGAGGAUGCUGUGCCUUCGACGAUGCCUGAUGCACCAGCUGAAUCAACAGCGUACCGCUGGCUCCGUCGAAUUGCGGCUACAGCAUCGUCUGCUCCUGCCCCAAGCACACCGGAAGAAGCAUUCCAAGCGUCUCAGAGUGAGCCAGUGCUCCCAGUGUACAUGGAAGAGAUCUUUGGUGGCACGUUCGCUGAUGCCAAUACACUUAUUCGUCAGGGCACGCCUGUGGGCCGUCCUCCGCGUAUCGAGCUGCGGAACCAGCAUGCCGAAUAUGCAGCCACAUGGUUUAGUUUAUCAGCUAUUACCACAUUCAUGUUCAUAUACAUGCUUCGCAGAGGACGUAGGACAUCGUAA